GUUGAGUUGUUGACCUUCUAAACCCCUCUAACGCUCCACCAAGUCUUGUUCUUCCUCCGACGAGAUGAACUCGCUCUCUGAACUGAACGAUGAUAUUGUUCGUAGCAUGACAGUUGGAGCCGUCUUCUCUGAUUUUGGUGGAAAGAUAAACUCGCUCGAUUUUCAUCGGACUGCUGAUCUUUUGAUAACUGCAAGUGAUGAUGAUUCUGUUAGACUUUUUGACAUUGCAAGUGCUCAGCUGUUGAAGACCACAUAUCAUAAGCAGCAUGGUGCUGAUCGAGUAUGCUUCACCCAUCACCCCAGUUCUGUUAUAUGCUCUUCACGUCACAAUUUGGCUUCCCAUGGAGUAUCUUUGCAGUACCUUUCAAUGUAUGAUAAUAGAUGCCUUCGCUAUUUUUAUGGGCAUAAAGAGAGGGUUGUGUCAUUGUGCAUGUCUCCCAUGAAUGAUAGCUUCAUGUCAGGUUCUCUUGAUCACAGUGUGCGAAUAUGGGAUCUUCGUGUAAAUGCAUGCCAGGGGAUAAUGCAUCUACGAGGCAGACCAACUGUUGCAUAUGAUCAUCAAGGUCUUGUAUUUGCAGUAGCAAUGGAAGGUGGCGCCAUUAAAUUGUUUGAUGCUAGAUCAUAUGACAAGGGUCCCUUUGAUACGUUCCUUGUUGGUGGAGAUACUGCUGAAGUUUGUGAUAUAAAAUUCAGCAAUGAUGGUAAAUCGAUGCUUUUGACAACUACAAGCAAUAGUAUAUAUAUCCUAGAUGCUUAUUGUGGAGAGAAGAGAUGUGGGCUUAGUCUAGAACACUCCCCAAACACAACGAUCGAGGCAACAUUUACUCCUGAUGGACAAUACAUUUUGUCAGGCUCCGGGGAUGGCAACUUGCAUGCUUGGAACAUCAAUAAACUAAACAAGGUGGCUUCCUGGGAUAGCCAUGUAGGCGUUGCAUCAUGCGUGAAAUGGGCACCAAGAAGGGUGAUGUUUGCAGCUGCAUCGUCCGUUCUUACCUUUUGGAUACCCGACCAUUCCAGGCCACCCGUUGAGCCCGUCCUGCCUCUAACAUAACGUAUUCACAUAUCUGCUGAUGCUAAGCAUUUUUAGUUUUCCUUUUUUACCCAGAAGAAAAUGCAUAAUUUACAGUAUAUUUGAUGAUUUUGAAAUGUAAAUGCAAAUAUCAUUGGAUGCAACCUCAUUCCCAAAUUAGUUGUCUAUCUUUUUUUUUCUUUUUGGAGAAUAAAUUUGCACUUAUUCA
Messenger RNA from Cuscuta campestris, 1238 nucleotides. NCBI's taxonomy places the organism in Eukaryota, Viridiplantae, Streptophyta, Magnoliopsida, Solanales, Convolvulaceae. The record is from the annotation of a GenBank genome assembly.